Molecule: messenger RNA, 2244 nt
Organism: Talaromyces stipitatus ATCC 10500
Lineage: Eukaryota; Fungi; Ascomycota; Eurotiomycetes; Eurotiales; Trichocomaceae
Exons: 3
Coding region: 1-2244 (747 amino acids)
Source: RefSeq, a predicted model, not a curated record
AUGGAUACUAGCUCAUCAGAACUGUCUGCAUAUUUUCGCGGAUUCAUCAAAGUACAUUUAGGUCACAUUGUUGGGGAUAUAUACAAUGAAAAGAAUGUGCGUCGAUAUCUUCGGCUUUUCAAAGCUGGUCAAUAUUCACGAGAAGACCCAUUGCAUACGAUUGCGGUAACCAUAGCGUCGGAAAUUCUAGUUAGAGCAGUUUCACAACAUGGCAUUGAUGUGAACGCGCUUUACGAUCCACGAACGCCACCACUUCUCACUCUAGAGCAAGAUAUUCAACUGCCAUGUGUCCAGGGGCAGGACCUCCUGGAAGCUGCUAAGCGUUCCCUAGGCUUUGGAGAGAAGUGGUGGGUCGUUCGUCUCUUUGCGGCUGAUAUCCCAGAGCACCUCAAGCGGUAUUUAAAUGAGAGCUACCCGCUUGCAUACCAGUCCGCGGAUUUGGAAAUUCUUCAGUCGUUGUGGUCUCAAAAUAACCCAAGUGUUAUAGAUUGGAAAGCAAAAACCGGCACUAGUUAUACGUAUGUCAGACGCGCUUACGAGAACCGGGAAUUGCGAUAUGCGAUUGGCGCAUUGCUUCCAUACACAGGUCUAUGGGAUUCAUUCACACUCCGCAAAUUAGACUAUGUGAUAGGAUCACAUAGCCUUGAGGAGAUGGCACACUAUUUGCAAAAUGUUUAUAAACAAUGGUCAAUUUUUGAAGCACCUGUCGUCGAUCCGAACUCCGUCACUUUGAUUGAGGGUAUGAUGCCUUCAUAUUCCAUCCAUGACAGGAGUCAAAUUCGAUCAUUGAUGGACGAUGGUACUUUAUUUCCUCGACUACUCAACGAGUCUGAGCGAAUCAGGGUCAGGGAUUACUUCCUAGCAAUGAAAGGAAGGAUCUUAUCAUUAAAGCUUUUCUUCUCCGACGCCUCGCUAAUCAAGCGGAUUGCGCAGCCAUUGUGGCAAUUUUCAGGCAAGAAUUCCGAGAGAACGUUACGUCAAGCAUUGCUUGGCUCGUGGAAUCAAAUACCAGGCGAAGCCGUAACAGUUCAGGAUACUGAAUUUUACUUCGAUAAAAUGUCCCUUGAUAGGAUAAUUUCGAGACAAGGACACCGACACGCAGCCUGGGUAUCAUACUUGCAGCUCUGGAUGUCUGCAUUUCGACAUUUCAUUGAUCCGCGACGAGGAAAACAAGGCGAAGAGCCUGGCGUACAGCCGUUGUUGGAUAUCCAAGGAAAAGCAGAUUUUGAGUUUACAGCUCACAAACUGGGAUUCGAUAAGCGAUUUCCACGUUCGGCAAAAUACCCCGUUUUUCAGUACAUAUCCAAGACAUUGACGAACAGCGGUUCUGUGGAAUCCGAAAAAGUGAGCAAUGUCAGAAACGGAUUUGUUCAAGCCUUCCCAGAAUCCCAGGAUAUCAGUCGCUCAAGGGAAGCUCAUCCUGAAUGGAGCACUGAUAUUGAGGAGAGAAAAGCCACAUUUCGAGCCGGGAGGCCAGAAGUCAAAGAAUAUAGAAGAAUUCGCCAGUACUUUUAUUUGAAAAUCGUUGGCAAUGAUGAUCAAUCGCCCAAGUCAUACCCGACAGCUAUCGCUGUUAUGAGAGAAAUAUUCUUCGACUUUUUCGGAAGCUUUUGGCUGCAAUCAAUCUCAAGUCCUGUAGAGAUGGAGCCUCAUCCGAGUGGCUCGCCAUCUGUUUAUUCAGUCAGCACUGAACUGGCUGAACCGGCUCCUCUAGUUAUCUUGGGUACCAACGAAGUCACGACUGUUAAUGAAACACAGACCUUGGACGCGCAAGCCUUGGUACCGUCGAACGAUGUAAGUAUGGAAUCGGCACCGCCAAAAGCAGCGGGCUUUGAGGACGAUGAGAAUAUAGGUCCACUUGCAAAAUUAUGUUAUAUUUCACACCACCGCGGAAGCCGUGAGAUGAUGGAGAAGUGGUACCACGACCGUGAUCCCGACCUGGUAGUGCUAUUCUUGUUUGAUCGAAGAGCUUUUUAUAAGUUUCGACGAAACUCUAGUAAGGAGCUCAGCGACCGAAUCCACUAUUUGGCUCAGGAAAAUUACUUUUGUGCAAUCUGCGAUAACGUAAUAUCUAUACCAUACCAAGAGACUGUCGCAGCGCUGUUGAGGUUUAGUCUUUUGUUGGUUGGAUCAAAAGAUGGUCCUACGAGGAGUAUAGCUCGUGAAGGAGCGUUGACAUUGAAAGAUCUUGAACAAUAUGUUGUCAGUUUUGAUCCUAAGACAGGAAAAAGAAGGCCUGAUUAA